ACCAAAUACAAUUCCACAGGCUUUUGUAGGAUAUAUUCCGAUAUAAGAUUAGUCUACAUGAGACGUUUAUUUGUCACAAUUUAAAUCGAGUUUUGACAUUUAAAAAGUUGUGGUCUAGCUUUUAUUCACCUGAACGCAGUGAAAAAGAAAUUAAUUGUAGCGUACACAUUUACUGUCAAUCUUUGUAUUUGAAGAAACGAAGAAAGAAUACAGUAGCUUCCAUGAUGGAUCGGGACAGAGCUAGCCCGUCCCCCUCCACCCUGCCGGAGUCCCCUGGUCACAACUCUCCCGGUAGCGCCUUACUGCUGGGUCUGAAGAGAGUGUCUGUGUGGCUGGUCGACUGCAGGAAAACACCAGGGCAGAGUGGAAUUGUAAGAGAAGGACACGAGGAGGGUGAUGGAGAUGUUAUUGCAUCAAGGGACACCCCAAACCGUCGUUCUCUCAGUGGGAGGGGCUUAUCAUCUGGGGAGCCUCAACCACUUAAUGUUGCUGACGAGACAGAGAAGAGUCUCUCCAGAUCAGAACAUCUCAAGAAACACCAGCAGAUACGUUCAAGGAAGAAACCUCACCACUGGUCCUCUGACUGUGGGAAGAGUUUCAGAAGCCGGAGUGGAAUCAUUAUUCAACAGCGGAUUAACAACAGAGAGAAACCGUACUGCUGCUCUCAGUGUGGGAAGAGUUUCACUGCCUCUCAAACCUUAAAAUUUCAUCAGCGAAUUCAUACAGGGGAGAGGCCUUACCCCUGCCUUGAUUGUGGGAAAAGCUUUGCUUUUUUGGGAGCCCUAAACAUACACAAGCUAACACACACUGGAGAGAAAUCUUAUAGCUGUCAUCUGUGUGGGAAGGGCUUUGCUCGAUCAGCACAUCUGACUACACACCAGCACAUACACACAGGAGAGAAGCCUUAUAUCUGUGGUCAUUGUGGGAAGAGCUUCAGCCAAUCAGGGAACCUGAAUUCACACCAGCGAACACACACUGGAAAGAAACCUUUUAGCUGUGAUCAUUGUGGGAAGAUCUUUGCUGUAGCUUUUUCCCUGACUAUACACCAGCGCAUACACACAGGAGAGAAGCCUUAUAUCUGUGGUCAUUGUGGGAAGAGCUUUGCUCAGUCAGGCCAGCUGACUAUACACCAGCGCAUACACACAGGAGAGAAGCCUUAUAUCUGUGGUCAUUGUGGGAAGAGCUUCAGGCAAUCAGGGAACCUGAAUUCACACCAGCGAACACACACUGGAGAGAAACCUUUUAGCUGUGAUCAGUGUGGGAAGAGCUUUGCUUGCUCAGGAGAGCUGACUAUACACCUGCGAACACACACAGGAGAGAAGCCUUAUAUCUGUGGUCAUUGUGGGAAGAGCUUCAGUCAUUCAGGGAACCUGAAUUCACAUCAGCGAACACACACUAGAGAGAAACCUUUUAGCUGUGAUCAGUGUGGAAAAAGCUUCAAUCAGUCAGGCCAACUGACUAUACACCUGCGAACACACACUGGAGAGAAGCCUUAUAGCUGUGAUCAGUGUGGAAAAAGCUUCAAUCAGUCAGGCCAACUGACUAUACACCUGCGAACACACACUGGAGAGAAGCCUUAUAACUGUGAUCAGUGUGGGAAGAGCUUUGCUUGCUCAGGAGAGCUGACCAUACACCUGCGAACACACACAGGAGAGAAGCCUUAUAUCUGUGGUCAUUGUGGGAAGAGCUUCAGUCAUUCAGGGAACCUGAUUUCACACAAGCGAACACACACUGGAGAGAAACCUUUUAGCUGUGAUCAGUGUGGAAAAAGCUUCAAACAUUCAGGCCAACUGACUAUACACCUGCGAACACACACUGGAGAGAAGCCUUAUAGCUGUGAUCAGUGUGGGAAGAGCUUUGCUUGCUCAGGAGAGCUGACUAGACACAUGCGAUCACACACAGGAGAGAAGCCUUAUAGCUGUGAUCAGUGUGGGAAGAGCUUUUCUCGAUCAGUAUUCCUGAAUAGACACCAGCGCAUACACACAGGAGAGAAGCCUUAUAUCUGUGGUCAGUGUGGGAAGAGCUUCAGUCAUUCAGGGAACCGGAAUUCACACCAGCUAACACACACUGGAGAGAAACCUUUUAGCUGUGAUCAGUGUGGGAAGAGCUUUGCUCGAUCAGUAACUCUGACUAGACACAAGCGCAUACACACUGGAGAGAAGCCUUAUAGCUGUGAUCAGUGUGGGAAGGGCUUUGCUCGAUCAGGGAAUCUGAAUUCACACCAGCGCAUACACACAGGAGAGAAGCCUUAUAGCUGUGGUCAGUGUGGGAAGAGCUUCAGUCAAUCAGGGAAUCUGAAUUCACACCAGCGAACACACACUAGAGAGAAACCUUAGAUAGAUAUGUGUGGGAAGAGCUUUGUUCAUUUAGGGCCAAUGAGAAAACACCAAAAAGUAAAAAUGUGCCGUAUUUCAUCUCCCUCCUAUCGGGCACCGGUUCCAGAUCCCUAAAUAAAGGAUCAAUAGAAAUCAUCUAGUGAACAGUCAUAUCCAUCUCCCAUUCUUAAACAGUUGACUGAUUCUGAUCACCAUGGUAACCUCUGGAUCAUAAUAUGCAGCUCUGAUCUAGGAUCAGGUCUCCCCUGUGUCUGUGUAAUAUCACACAUUGUGAUCUAAAUGGAUAAAUGUUAUCAUAGAAAAUGUCAUAGUGAACCUGUGUGUGUUGGGGAUGUUGAUAAUUGUAUCUUCUUUCAUAUACUCAUGAUACUAUUAUUAUUAAAUGUCAUUAUGUAGAGUAAUGUUUCAACAAUAGGUGUAUAUUCAUGUAUUCAAUUCAUCAAUAAAUUCAUCCAUUAUCUUCUAAACAAGAAGUUAUCACUUUAAUUUGAUAUUUUUAUAAUAAUGAUCUAAAUUGAUUAAAAUGACCCUAAAACUAAUCAAUGAUACAUUGGAUAAUAAUAUCCAUGAGGUCAA
Messenger RNA from Coregonus clupeaformis (lake whitefish), 2912 nucleotides. Its product is annotated as zinc finger protein 883-like. NCBI's taxonomy places the organism in Eukaryota, Metazoa, Chordata, Actinopteri, Salmoniformes, Salmonidae. The coding region runs from base 222 to 2336 and encodes 704 amino acids. Gene Ontology annotation, cellular component: nucleus. Gene Ontology annotation, biological process: regulation of transcription by RNA polymerase II; central nervous system development. The record is from RefSeq and is a predicted model, not a curated record. Gene Ontology annotation, molecular function: RNA polymerase II cis-regulatory region sequence-specific DNA binding; DNA-binding transcription factor activity, RNA polymerase II-specific. The transcript has 3 exons.